CCCAUCCCAGUAGCGCCGGCCACCCAGUCCUGCUCAACUUCUCAGAGCUCAGAGAAAAGUGGGGGCAAGAAGGAGCUCAGCGGAUACGAGCCCAGCCACUGGCGUCUCCGUCAGCUUUUCCCGCAGCACGCCCGAGAGACGCCCCUACGGAUAUUCCCUUUCGGUAAAUGAGGUCCCACCGAGCGUGGGACGGGGACACGAACUCUGCAAACUUCUGCUAAGCAGUCUUUUCUUCCUCCAAAGUGAGGGGACCUCGCUUUUCAGGACCCGUGCUGGGUGGCCAGGAGAAAUGAGGUCGAGGAUAGGUGGCCAGAGAGUCUCCGGACUUCUCAUCUCUUUGAUAAUGACCUCGUAUCUCGUUCAUGUGGCAGAGAGUUCAAAGGUAUGGGGGGAAGUGCCCCUGCCGGAGGAUCUGGAUGCUUCCAAGGAGCAGAGGAUCAGACGUUCUCUUGACGAUGACAAGGACCGCGUCACUCAGAGGAUGUUGCGAUACCUCGAUGAUGAUGAAGACUUUGCUGCUGAUGAAGCUUCAGGAGAUUGGAUAAGUGGAGACGAAGACGGAAGCACUCCUGAGCCACCUGUCACAGUUUACUAUCGGGUGCUGGUGAACUUCACAGACUCGUUCACAUACGGGCCUGAGCUUGAUGACAUCUUCUCCACUUCUUUCCAGGAAAUCUCGGCUGCUGUCGUGGACACGCUUGAGUCGGAAUACCAAAAGAUCCCAGGCACCCAGACCGUCAAUGUCGUCCUCAUCAAGAAAAUUGGUAACAAUGUGUUUGUGGAGCUGGAUGUGGGCUCAGAUGACAACAAUAAUGAGGCACAGAUCCGAGACAUUAUUUACUCUGUGGUUAGCGAAGGAAGCAUCGCCUCCUACGUGACCUCUGUCCUGGGCUUCCAGUUCAGGCGCCUCGGUGAACUCCCGGGAACUGUGCGGUCCUGCUUGGCAGAUGAGUUUGCCUGUAAUAACGGAAUGUGUAUCCCUCUGGACUACGUCUGUGACAAGAGAGCCGACUGUUCGGACAUGAGCGAUGAGGAAAAUUGUGCUACUGAUAGCCCUGCUCCCACAACCACUCCUGUGGUCACAGUGGAAGUCAAACCGCCACCAGGCCCUGUGCCCUGUCGUGCUGACCAGGCCAUGUGCCAGAGUGGAGAGUGCAUAUCCCGGGAGUACCUGUGUGACGGAGAGAGAGACUGCAGAGAUGGCAGCGAUGAACUGAAGUGUGGAACUCCUUCCCCCUGUGAGCCCAACGAGUUUAAGUGCCAGAACGGCCGCUGCGCCUUGAAACUCUGGCGCUGCGAUGGAGACAACGACUGCCAAGACAACUCUGAUGAAAUAGAUUGCCCUGCUAAAAGGCCCGGAGACACGUGUGCUCCAGAGCAGUUUGUGUGUCUGAGUGACCGCGCCUGCAUUCCUGCGAGCUACCAGUGUGACGAAGAGCCCGACUGUGCUGACCGUUCGGAUGAGUACGGCUGUGCCCCUCCCACUGUGACCAGCCCCCCAGAAGAGUCCGUUUCAGCAGUGCGGGGCCAGACGGUGACCUUCAGUUGUACAGCUGUUGGCGUGCCCACCCCCAUCAUUACUUGGAGGCUUAAUUGGGGACACAUUCCAGUCAGUAGCAGGAUCUCGAUGACCAGCGAGAAUGGCCAAGGGACGUUGACCAUUCGGGACGUGAAGGAGGGGGAUCAGGGGGCAUACACCUGUGAAGCAAUCAACGCUAAAGGCCUGGUGUUUGCUAUUCCAGAUGGAGUCUUGACCCUUUCUCGUGUUCCAAGUAACUGUCCUGAGGGACACUUUAACAUCGGAGGCAACUGUCUGCCCUGCUUCUGCUUCGGCAUCACCAAAAACUGCCAGAGCACCGGCCGUUACCGUAACCAGAUAUCACUGCGCUUCAGAGAGGAGGACGACUUUAAAGGAGUGAAUGUUUCUUUCCCAACACGACCAGGCACUCCCCCUCCGCUCACUUCCACUCAGCUGUUUAUUAACCCGGAGGAGGAGGAGUUUCAGCUGGUUGACCUGUCCCGACGCUUCCUGGACCUGGACUCUUACUGGACUCUGCCACGGCAGUUUCUGGGCAGCAAGGUGGACUCGUAUGGUGGCUAUCUGAGGUAUAAGGUGAGCUACUCGCUGCAGAGGGACGGCUCUGAGCCGGUGGACAAGCCGGACGUCGUUCUGAGGGGAAACGGUCAGAGACUGAUCUACCGCCGCAGCCCUACCACCUCAUCCAACAUUAAAAACGAGAGACAGAUCAGGUUUACUGAGGAGAACUGGCAGCACUCAUCCGGGCAGCCGGUGUCCCGUGAAGACCUCCUGAUGACCCUUGGCAACUUGGAGAGCAUCGGCAUCCGCACCGUCUAUGACAACCGCAUGGCCAGUGUGGGUCUGAGUGACAUAGUCAUGGAUACCACCAGCAUGGAGUUCAGCCUGCAGGGCCAGCCUAAAAAUGUAGAGGAGUGCAGAUGCCCACCAGGUUACUCUGGCUUGUCCUGUGAGACGUGCUCCUCCGGGUUUGAGCGGGUCCCUGGAGGCCGCUACCUUGGCACCUGUGCUGGCUGUAACUGCCAUGGCCACGCCAAUGCCUGCGAUCCUGUCAGCGGACACUGCUUGAGUUGUCAGCACAACACAGAAGGACCCCAGUGUGAGAAGUGCCGGCCCGGCUAUUUCGGUGACCCUAGCCGGGGACGGUCUGAUGACUGUAAGCCCUGCCCCUGUCCCUUCACAGAGACCUCUCGCAGAUUUUCAGAUACUUGCUUCCUGGAUGUGGAUGGCCAGGCCACAUGUGACGCCUGCAGAUCAGGCUACACAGGCCGGCGCUGUGAGAGGUGUGCACCUGGGUAUGCGGGCAACCCGCUGCUGCCCAAUGGCAAAUGUGUUCCAGCCGAGAACCAGAAGUGCGACAACCGAGGAACAGUCAGUUCCAGCAGCAGGCUGUGCAACUGCAAGGCUAACGUGGCUGGAGGUUUGUGUGAUGAGUGUAAGCCAGGCUCCUUCCACCUGACCGCUGGCAAUCCAGAUGGCUGUCUGCAGUGCUUCUGCAUGGGGGUCACCAAACGGUGUGCCAGCUCUACCUGGACCAGAGACCAGGUACGAGGUGGCGUCAAUGGCCAGCUGUUUUCUCUUUCCAAUGGAGCCAACACGCGCACCAUCACUGAGGGCAUUGGCCAGAAAGGAAGCACAGAAAUUGUCUUCCGCUCCUUCAACAGCAUCCCGAGCGACAUCUACUACUGGGUCCUACCUGAGAGCUUCCGAGGAGACAAAGUGACCGCAUAUGGAGGAGAGCUGCGCUACAAAGUGCGCUUUGAGCAUCGUUCUCACUCUCUGGUGAUCGACGGACAGCCGGACGUGAUUCUUCAAGGCAACGGCAUCUUCCUGGAGCACUCCUCACAGACCAAGCCACUCCCCCGAGUCCCUGCCACCAUCACCGUGCCCUUCAGAGAGUCUGCAUGGAGGAGGGCUGAUGGACAGCCCUGCACCAGAGAGCACCUGCUGAUGGCCCUGGCUGACGUCAAUGUUUUCAUGAUCAGAGCCACUUAUGCAGACAGUAUGGCUGAGAGCAGCGUUGCUGACAUCCAGAUGGACAUUGCAGUGCCCCACUCCACAGGAAACGAAAGGGCCCUGGAAGUAGAGGAGUGCGCCUGCCCUCCAGGCUACAGAGGACCUUCUUGCCAGGAGUGUGAUGUUGGUUACACACGCACCGGAUCUGGCCUUUACCUUGGCACCUGUGAGAAGUGUGAGUGCCACGGGCAUGCCAGCAGCUGUGACUCAGAGACAGGAGCGUGCCUGCAAUGCCUGCACAACACAGCUGGGCCUCGAUGCGAGAGCUGUGUCCCUGGUUUCUUUGGCAACCCAGUAACUGGCGGUAUCCAUGCCUGCAGACCGUGUCCAUGCCGUGGUCCUGCCCCUGGAAACAAUGGGGCUAAAUCUUGCUACUUGGACACAGACGGACAGCCCACUUGUAAUAACUGUCCCCCGGGUUAUACUGGAAGGCGCUGCGAGAGAUGUGCCCCUGGAUACACAGGCAAUCCUGAACUUGGACAGAGCUGCUCUCUAGAAAACGGUAUCAACGGGAACUGCUACAGCUGCGACCCCCGAGGUAGUGAUGGUUGCACUUCAAACGGGAUCUGCCGUUGCAAGAUGAAUGUGGAGGGUCCAUCAUGCUCCAGUUGCAAGUCUGGCUCCUUCCACCUCAGCCCUGCCAACAAAGAUGGUUGUCUGAUGUGUUUCUGCAUGGGAGUCACUCAGCAGUGCUCCAGCUCCUCCUACUACAGAGACGUGGUCACCACUGGUUUUGCUCCAGGAAACACUCAAGGCUUCGCUCUUGUGAACCGGCAGCGCACCAGCCGCAUUGACACUGGAUUCUCGGUGGAGGUGUCCACGGACGGGACCCAGCUGUCUUUCACCGGCUUCGACCACCUCGGUCAGGAGCCCCACUACUGGCAGCUACCCAACAGCUACCAGGGAGACAAGUACGCUCUGGUCUACAAAGCAUUCAGUUUACACCCGGAGGACGUGCUCUUCUGGCAGCUUCCAGAGAAGUUCCGAGGGGACAAGGUGGGCUCCUAUGGGGGAAAGCUCAAGUAUACCGUCUCUUAUGUACCUGGACCACGGGGAGCUCCCAUAGACGAUGUUGACGUCCAGAUCAUUGGUAAUGACAUCACACUAGUGGCCCGCCAGGACUGGAGAAGAGGACAGGGGACAAGAGAGUCCCGUCAAUUUGAGAUCGUCUUUAGAGAGGAGAACUGGAAGCGUCCUGAUGGUAUGCCGGCCACUCGGGAGCACCUUAUGAUGGUUCUGGCUGACCUGGAUGACAUCCUUAUCCGAGCAUCCUAUCACACAGAGAUGCGCUCGUCCAGCAUCUCAGGGGUCAGCAUGGAGGUUGCUGUGCCCAACUACACAGGUCUGACCCAGGCUCUAGAGGUGGAGCAGUGCCGCUGUCCACCUAGUUACCACGGCCUGUCCUGCCAGGACUGUGCUCCAGGCUACACCCGUACAGGUGGAGGCCUGUACCUUGGCCACUGUGAGCUGUGUGAAUGUAAUGGCCACUCUGACUCCUGUCAUCCAGAGACUGGAGUCUGCACGAACUGCCUGCAUAACACGAUGGGCGAGCUGUGUGAGCAGUGUUCCCCUGGCUACUUUGGAGAUGCCUCUGCUGGAACUCCAGAGGACUGCCAGCCUUGCGCCUGUCCACACACUGACCCGGAGAACCAAUUCUCUCCCACCUGUGAAAGUCUGGGUAAUGGGGGCUAUCAGUGCACUGCCUGCCAGCCCGGCUACACUGGCCAGUACUGUGAGCGCUGCGCACCUGGAUAUGUUGGAAAUCCGCAAGAAAGAGUCAAAUGUCACCCAGAUAAUGCGGCUGCUUCUCUGGUGGUGAAGGUGUAUCCUGAGAGGGUGCUGGCGGCUCAGGGUAGCCCAGUUACCCUCAGAUGCCAGGCAUCUGGAACCCCGCCCCACUACUUCUACUGGACCCGUGAAGACGGCCGCCCCAUCUCCAGAUCAGCAGAGAGACGCAGACAAGGAGAGGAGCUGCAUUUCCCCAGUGUCCAGCCCUCAGAUGCUGGCGUCUAUACCUGCACAUGCCGAGACCGCCAGCACACCAACCGCAGCCACGCUGAGAUCGUGUUCUCACCAUCCAAACCCAUCGAGGUCUUUAUUGAGGAACCCAAGGUUCAGAGCGUAACAGUGGGAGCUACAGUGAGCUUCAUCUGCACUGCCAAGAGCAAAUCUCCAGCGUACACCCUGGUUUGGACGCGCCAGGGCAACGGCAAGCUGCCCAACCGAGUCAUGGACUUUAACGGCAUCCUGACCAUCCCGAAUGUCCAGCCUGAAGACUACGGUGUCUACGUCUGCACCGGCUCCAACAUGUUUGGCAUGGACGAAAGCUCUGCUGUCCUCCAUGUCCAAGAGGCGUCUGAGAUGUUUUACACAGCCUAUGAAAUGUUUGAAGGACAUAGACAGCCUGCUGAGGGGUCCCAGCCUGUGGCCACUGUCCAGCCACCUGUUCUCACCAUCCAGCAGGGCCAGCGCGCAGAGUUCCAUUGCACAGCCACCGGCAACCCCACUCCAGCUGUCGAAUGGACAGGAGGCCCAGGCAACCGCAUCAGCAGCAGUGCCAUCAUCCGGGGCGGUGUUCUCACCUUCCCCUCUGUGGAGCGCUCGGAUGAGGGUGACUACAUCUGCCGGGCCCUCAACACCCACGGAGAGCACACGGCUCGGGCCAUCCUCUACGUACACAGUGCCAGUCUACCCCACGUUCAAGUGAGCCCCCAGCAUGUGGAGAUUCAUGAGGGCGAGACCCUGAGGCUGUACUGCAGAGCAGGGGGCACGCCCAGCCCGGGACUGACCUGGAAGAAGAGGGGUGGCACGCUCCCCCCGCAGGCCAUACCUUCUCACGGUUUCCAUCAGUUUAAGUCCAACAGUCUUGAUGUGUUACAGAGACGUAUUGAGGAGCUGCAGGCCCGUAUGGAGCGCACUGACUUUGGCACUCUCAUCAUACCAAACAUGAAGAUGUCAGAUGCUGGGACGUAUCUCUGUGUGGGAACCAACGCUGUGGGCUCCUCUGAGGCUCGCAUUGAGGUCACUGUGAUUGAAGGAGAUACUGUCUCAAAUGCUGUCACCAUCCAGCCAUCCAUUGCCACUGUGGUGGAGGGAGAGACACUGGACUUAAACUGCAUUGUCCCAGGAAACCCUCCUCCUUCUGUCACAUGGACCAGAGCUAAUGGCUAUCUCUCCUCCAACCACCAGGUUUUUGGAACCCAGCUGCGGAUCCUGCGAGCGUCUCAGGAUGACUCUGGAGAAUACAUCUGCAGGGUGGAUGGCGGCCCGCACAUCCGCCAGGCAUCCGUGUCCGUAUCUGUUACCUCCGAGUCUUCCCAAGGUCUCCAGAGCCCCAUUAUUUCCAUUGAGCCUCACAGUGCAGCAGUGAAGCUGGGAGAGUCGGCCAGCUUCAGAUGCAGAGUGUACAGCGGAGCCCAGCCUGUCCGUCUGGAGUGGAAACUCGCCAACAACCAGCCUCUACCAGAUAACGUGAAAAUUGGGCCUGGCAGUUCAGUGAUCACCAUCACCAAUGCCCAGCCGAAGAACCAGGGCACAUACCGCUGCGUGGCCAGCAAUCUGUUUGGAAUCACUCACAGCAUUGUGUCUCUGAUUGUGAGAGAAUCUCCCAGGGCCACAGUGACCCCCAAAGGCCCAUUGCGUGUGAAAGUGGGUGAGCCCAUUAACUUGGAGUGCCAGGCAGCAGGAGAACCACGGCCAUCAGUCACCUGGCACAGACUGGACAAUGCCCGCAAGACCAUGCUGAGCAGCCCUGUGCCCAUGGAGUCCAACGCUGUCAUGCAGAUCCUGGUUGCACGGCCUGAGGAUAGCGGUACGUACGUUUGCAUAGCACAGAACAACCAGGGCACAACAGAGACCCGGAUCGAAGUGAUCGUGGAAGGUGGACCUGAGGUGCCCACCGUGCCCCGUGUCAGCGUGCGUGAGCCUCUGAUGAUUGUAGUAGAGGGAGCAACCACCACCCUGCACUGUGAUGCUCAUGGAUUCCCAAAGCCCACAGUCACUUGGUCUAAGCUACGUGCUCCUCUCCCCUGGAGACACAAGAUAGUCAACGGCAGUCUGGUGCUGCCCAAUGUGGGACGACAGGACUCUGGACAGUACAUCUGCAAUGCCACCAAUCACAUGGGCACCAGUGAAGUCACCAUCAUGCUGGAUGUAGAGACCCCACCAUACACCACCACAUUACCUGAUGAUGUGGCUGUCAGAGUGGGAGAGGUCAUUCGAUUGCAGUGCCUGGCUCAUGGCACCCCGCCCCUGCAGUAUGAGUGGAGCAAAGUGGAUGGCAGUCUGCCCGCCACGGCCGAGCGGCAGGGAGGUGACCUACAGAUCAAUCUGGCUUCCCCCAGUGAUGCCGGCACCUAUAGGUGUGUGGCCAGCAACAAAGUUGGCCGCAGUGAGGCGCUGGCUAAAGUGUCUGUGAGAUCACCCCUGUCGGUGCGCGUCUCCCCUCAGGUGGACGUAAAGGCUCUUGGCAGCGCAGUGGAGUUCACCUGCUCGGCUAAUGGAGGUCCAGAGAUCAAACUGGAGUGGCUGAAGGAAGGAGGAGCCCUGCCGCCCAAUCACCAUGUCAAAGAUGGAGUCCUAAGGAUCGAGAACCUUGAGAAGAGCAAUGAAGGCAUCUACAUCUGCAGAGCCACCAGCAUGUACGGACAGGCCCAGGACAGCGCCAAGCUCACCAUCCAAGCCCUUCCCAAAGUUAUGAUCAACGUACGCACAUCAGUGCAGACGGUCAUGGUGGGCAACUCAGUGGAGUUUGAGUGCCAGGCCAUCGGCGAACCCAAGCCCACGGUGCACUGGAGCAAAGUUGGGGGCUCGCUGCCCGAUCACGUGCAGGUGAAGGGGGGCAUGCUGAAGAUCGAGCAGGUGACCGAGGCUGAUGCCGGACAGUACCGCUGCACCGCCACCAAUGACGUGGGCUCUGUGCAGUCCACUGUGGUGCUCAACAUCCAGUCUUUGCCCCAAAUUGCUGCUCAGCCUGAGACCAAAGAAGUGACCGUCGGCUCCACUGCAGUGUUCCCCUGCAUUGCGUCAGGAUACCCAGUUCCAACCAUCGCAUGGUCCAAGCUGGAAGGAGAGCUGGCACCCAAGUGUGUGCAGGACGCCCAUGUGCUGACCGUACCAGACGUCAACCAUGAGGAUGCUGGCACCUACGUGUGUACGGCAUCCAACAAGCAGGGCAAAGUGCAGGCCUUUACCAAACUCAAAGUGCACGAGCGAGUGAUGCCUUACUUCAGUCAGGAGCCUCUGUCCUACCUCACUCUGCCCACCAUCAAAAACUCCUACAAAGCAUUCAACGUCAAAAUCAUCUUUAGACCUGACAACGUUGAUGGUCUCAUUUUGUAUGCCGGAAUGAUCCUCUAUAAUGGACAGAAGAAGACAAUGGGAGCUGAUUUUGUUUCCUUUGGGCUGGUGGGCGGCCGUCCUGAGUUUAGGUUUGAUGUGGGCUCAGGCAUGGCCACCAUCCGCUACCCCACAGCAAUCAAGCUGGGUGAGUUCCACACCGUGCAGCUGUAUCGCAACGGCACGCAGGGCUCUCUCACCGUGGACCAGAAGGCUCCCAUCAACGGCAGCUCCCAGGGAAAAUUCCAAGGCCUGGAUCUGAACGAGGAGCUGUUUGUAGGCGGCUAUCCAAACUACAGCAUGAUCGCCAAAACCGCAGAGCUUAAGACUGGCUUUGUUGGCUGCAUCAGUCAGCUGAUCAUCCAAGGGGAAGAAAUCAUUUUUAAGGAUCUUGACAGAAGCUCCACUGGUGUUACUAACUGUCCAACCUGCAAAGAUCGACCGUGUCAGAAUAGCGGAGUGUGUCACGACUCUGUGGCCAGUCUAUACAAGUGCAGCUGUCCAAGAGGAUUCACUGGGAGCAACUGCCAGCAUCAGUCUUCCCUGCACUGCCAUCCAGAGGCGUGUGGCCCAGAUGCCACUUGUAUCAACCGGCCAACUGGUACAGGCUACGACUGCCGCUGCCACCUUGGCAAGUUCGGAAACAAGUGCAUGGACGGCACACUGGUGACAACACCUUUGUUUGACGGUGAAGAUUCAUACAUUGCGUAUCCACCUCUUACCAACAUCCACAACGACCUGCGCAUCGACAUGGAGUUCAAACCCAUGGACACAGAUGGCUUGAUGUUCUUCAGCGGAGGGAAGAAGAUGAAAGUGGAGGACUUUGUUGCUCUCUCCAUGGUGGACGGCCAUAUAGAGUUUCGUUAUGAGCUUGGCACAGGCCAGGCAGUGCUGCGCAGUCAGGAGCCCGUGUCUGUGGGCCAGUGGCACCGGGUGGCCGCAGAACGAGUGAACAAGGAUGGCUCGCUGAAGGUGGACCACACAAAGGAGAUCAGGAGGUCGUCUCCCGGCAAGGCGCAGGGCCUCAACAUCCACACCCCCAUGUACUUGGGUGGCGUGCCUUCCAUGGACAUCCUGCCUAAGCCCGCCAACGUCACCAUGCUGUUUGAUGGUUGCAUUGGAGAGGUGUCCAUCAACGGUAAGAAGGUGGACCUGUCCUACAGCUUCACAGAGAGCAGGGCCAUCAGUCAGUGUAGGGACGAGAGCCCGUGUGACCGCAGGCCCUGUCAGAACGGCGGCAGCUGCAUGCCCAGCGCAGAGUACGAGUUCCAGUGCUUCUGCAGGGACGGCUAUGAGGGAGAGCGCUGUGAGGUGGUGAAGGACACCUGCCUGGACUCCUCUCAGUGCCAGAAUGGAGGCAGCUGUGUGGAUAAUCACUGUGUGUGUCCUGCAGGGUAUGCAGGCCUGUUCUGUGAGGAAGGACAGGAGGCGGUCCCCACUGAGGCAGCAUGGAGUUUGGAGGGCAGCGGGGUUAAUGAUUCUCCAAUCCAGUAUUCGGCUUUUUUCCACGAUGAUGGAUAUCUCGCCCUUCCUAAGCCAAUGUUCCCACGUAGUUCUCCUGACUCUCCUGAGACCAUCGAGCUGGAGAUAAACACUCUCUCUCCAGACGGCCUCAUUCUGUGGCAGGGAGUGGAGCCUGCAGCCACCCUGAGCCUCCACAAGCUGCAUGCUAGCAAAAAGGUGGCCGCUCUCCGCAAGCGAGCACACACUCAAGAACUUGGAGAUCAAGGAAAGGGCAAAGACUUCAUAAGUCUGGGUUUACAGAGUGGACAUGUAGUGUUCAGUUACCAGCUGGGCAGCGGAGAGGCUCAGAUUCUCUCCAGAGAGCGUGUCAAUGAUGGCCAGUGGCACAAAAUCACUGCAGUCAGGACAGGCAAACAAGGCUAUAUCCAGGUAGAUGAUGGAUCAGCCCGACGUGGACAGUCACAAGGCAAGAGCAUCAUGGUGAACACCAAAGGCAACAUUUACUUAGGAGGAGCUCCAGACAUGACAGUGCUGACAGGAGGGAAGUUCUCCUCGGGCAUCACGGGCUGCGUGAAGAACCUGUCUCUCAUGAACGCUCGGCCAGGAGAUCAGCCGGCGCGGCCCAUCGACCUGCAGGUCCACGCUGAGGAGGGAGUCAAUGUGCGGCGCUGCGGGUCAUAAUCAAUAACACUAAAACAGCACCCAGAGACUGAGGACACACACACACACACACUCUCGCCGUGAAUGAGACACGUUCUCAGACGCUUACAGCACAACACGUACACACGCACACAUUCACACUCACUGACGUAUUUUCUUGGUGCCUUGCUGCUACCAAAAACCAAACCCCACACCAAAAUCCACGAAAAGGAUUCUUUUACUCUGUGUUGCAUUAAACCAAAAAACAAAACAAAACAAAAAAAAAACAAGAAAAAAAAAAGAAAUGCUAUUAAUUAACAAGUCUUCACUUUCUCAGUGUUGUAUUCUCAAUGAAGGACAAUUAACACAGGAUAUCCAGUUCAGUUUACAUAGUCCUGCAGUAGCUUUUUUUAACCAUGAGAAAUAUAUAUAUGUGGAAAAGAAAUCAGCAAUGGGUCAGAUCCUAUGGAGUCGGAGACAUUUUUACAGCACUGAAUUUUUAUUUAUAUACAUAUGAAUAUAUGAAUCUAUAUUAUAUAUUUGUGGGGGGGAUGAAUGCAAAUUAACCAUUAGCCUGCUCCUCUUUGUUUUUUUUUUUCUUAGAGUCAACACUAGGUCCUUAAUAAUAAUUCAUGUGUGUCUGAGGCUUUGUGGGCCGAGCUGUGUUAAUACUUGAAGACUGCGGCCUUUUUUUUUCCUUUCUUUCUCUGUGGCGGCCAGUGGGGGGCGAGCAUGCUUAGAGGAAACACAGGGAAAGGGGUUUCUGUACACUGGGAAAAGGUCUUAGCACCAAGAAGGCAUCGCGAACAUAGACAUACGUAUUAUAUAGGCCGAGAUAGCUGAUGACACCUUUGUCAUUAUUGCCUACUCCUGCACUGUGCUGUAAAAUAAAUAUGAUAUCAACAAAUUCUGAAAAAAUUAACCAAAAAUUUGACGGUGCUCAGUUUAGAGGUGGUGACAAGACAUGUAAAAGUUUUACAUUGUUGUUUAAAAGUUACAAGAGUAAUCAAUGACUUAAUAUAGCCUAAACUAGGCCAAUGUUACCUCAUCCUUUAUGUCAUUGAAUAACUGACUUAGAUAUGUUGGAUUUUACCAAAGCUUUAGAAGACAUUUCCACAUAAAAGGGCAUUCCAGCCAAAAACUCACGGUUAGCAUAUUACUUGUCAUGUUACGCAGUAUUCUAUAGUUCAGUAUUGUAUCCCUCAGCCUCAUUAACAGAACUUGUUCCUGUUUUAAUGUUCUCUCAUUAAAAUACUUCACAUGCAUGACGCAAAUACACCGUACAACCACUGGGAAUCCCUGUGGUGUCACCCAGUUGCUUCUCCUAGCCACUGACCGGUAGGCUAAUAAAUAUAGUCAAGCUAGCAUUAGUGUCACUCUUUGUUCACAAGGCCUGUGGAGCGCAAUAAGUGGAAAAGAAACCAAAGGUCAGGUAAGGUAUCGACAUAGCCUGGUUGCUACCUUGCUUGCUAUAGCUUUCAGCUUCCUGUCCUCUUGAUCUAAUGAGCCAUUUCUGUUAUGCAUUAUUUACAACGAGUGUGUUUACAUUCACUUGAGUGAUCAGAUAAUGGGGAAUCUCCAGGUCUAUACAAGUCAGGCAGCAAUCAGAUUUCUGCAUUGCAACAAGCCAAUAAACUCACAGAAGAAGACGUGACGUAAACAUAAGGUAAAACUCUUUUGUAGAAAACAUCGCGCCACUCUACCUGAGAAUAUGAACAUGCAUCAUCUAGAAGAUGAUGAAUAUUUAAACAUAUCAUUUUGUCAAGAAUGUAUUUGGUUUCAGUGUUGCUCCAAAAGUGUUUUGCUGCAUCUUGCAGCAACACUGCCUGCUUAUUUCCGAGACCACUGUCUAUUGCGUACAUGUGCAAACUCAGAAAUCAGAAAGAAAUCAGAGUAAGAGUUCACAUCUGACUAUCCGGCUCUCUUUAUCAGAUUUCUGAAUCGGACUCCUAGACCUUACUCCAAUAUAAGAAACCAAAGCAUGCUGUUUACAUGACCGUUGAAUAAUCAGAUAAGAGCAGAAAUCCAAUUAAGAUGGGAUCAUUGAGUGCAUGUAAACUGCCUCAAUAAUGACUGGAACCCUUGCAAUAACACAUUCAGCUUCCUAAUAGUGAUUGGAAAUACCCGUCUUUCUUCUGCAUUCAACAUUAAACAAAAAACACGAACGUUACAAGAGCAUGACUGCAAAAAUUCACCCAAGAGCGCUUGUAGAUUUGCAGAAGUUCCUACCACCUUCAGAUACAUUAUCAGAAGGGGUUUUUCGUGGCCUUUAAACCAGAAAUAUUUCACUCUAGAGAUUGAAGCUAACAACAGAUGGUUCCAUUCUUCAUUUUGGCCGAAGUGUCCUUUAAGCUUAUGUCUUUGACCAGCCUCUUACUUUUGAACACCAAAUUGUACAUUUUUAUGUAAAAUUGAUGAUACCCAAAUACACAUGAUCAAGUCAUAACAGGCAGGUUAAAGUUAAUUAUGGAUUUAUAUGGUAAAAUGUUUUAGAUGUUUUUAGAUAGAAAAAAAAUACCUUCAAGAAUGUAGUGUGACUUGUCAGCUAUCUGGGUCUAUGAUAUGUAAACCUAUGAACAAGACACAUCUCAGGUGAAGAUAACGAACAAACACUAAAGCAUUGGAGACCGAGAUGAGAGAACUUUGGGAGACUUUUUAUAUGGAGUUUAUAUUUGAAAAAAGCGAGAGAGAAAUCAUAAACCUUCCAUGCAUGGUAACCUCUUUAUGUCUGGUUAUAAAACAAAAAGAAACAAUGGUGCUAAAUUCAGACAUGAUGAAAACACUACAAGCACAUACUCACCUGUUCUAUCUUCUGCCGAUGACUUUCUCUAGGUGUGUCUCACGUUAACGUGUGUAUUGUAAGUAGUAACCUCCACAACUUUGCAAUAAAACUAAUUUUGCUUAUUGCCAACCCACAGUUGAAGUACUGAAACAGUAUUGUUUUUUCUGGGAGUCAUAAGGGAGUUUUAGUCUUGAGUGUGGACUGGAAUGUUUUAGUGUAAAUGUUACAUAACUCUAAACGCUAACAUGUUGUGUUUAAUUUAGUGGAAACUUUCUCCAGGAUCGAACUUCAUUGAGUAGAUCUCAAAUGUCUCAGAUGAGGUGUUGAUAAUAGACUUAUCACAUAUUUUGAAGGGCUCAUUUCUUACUUUUCUUAUUUGUUUUGUUUUUUCUCGGUAACAUUUUAGAAAAGCUUGCUUAUUUCUUUUACUUCUGAAAAAUCCGUAUGACGGUUUGUGUAUCUGUUUGUUGUUUUGUGCCAUUUUUAAAAAAAACCAUACGAGUCGUGCAGGAGUCAUAAACUCUUGACCCACCUCAGAAUAAAACUGAAUGAUGUCGUGUA
Messenger RNA from Pygocentrus nattereri (red-bellied piranha), 14336 nucleotides. RefSeq names its product heparan sulfate proteoglycan 2 (gene hspg2). The record is from RefSeq and is a predicted model, not a curated record. The coding region runs from base 290 to 11035 and encodes 3581 amino acids. The transcript is spliced from 84 exons. Gene Ontology annotation, molecular function: protein binding; calcium ion binding. Lineage: Eukaryota; Metazoa; Chordata; Actinopteri; Characiformes; Serrasalmidae.